AUCCUCCUACACCAUUGGUACUCUCCUCAUUGCAUUUUCUUCAGCAGCCACUGCAAUAAUGUUGUAUCCAGCAUUGACAUUUAUCUCUGUUGGUGGGAUCCUUCUCAUUCUCACAAAUAUGCAGAUUGGGAAUCUGUUUGGAAAACAUCGGUCCAUCAUCAUUACCCUCUACAAUGGAGCCUUUGAUUCUUCCUCAGCUGUAUUUCUUAUCAUCAAGCUCCUGUAUGAGCAAGGCCUCUCCCUGGGAGCCAUGUUCUUCUUCAUGUCUGCCUGCAGUGCCUGGCACUUAGUUCGCACCUUUUUCCUGAUGCCCCGAUACCAUAUUCCUUAUCCACUGCCCCCAGGCUAUACAUAUGGGUAA
Messenger RNA from Protobothrops mucrosquamatus (brown spotted pit viper), 361 nucleotides. Its product is annotated as solute carrier family 43 member 3-like. The transcript has 4 exons. The record is from RefSeq and is a predicted model, not a curated record. NCBI's taxonomy places the organism in Eukaryota, Metazoa, Chordata, Lepidosauria, Squamata, Viperidae. The annotation marks the transcript as partial.